GACACAAUGCCAGCAGAUGGGGAUGUGGAUAUGCUGAAUGGACAGCCGACGGAGCUUGCCACACUCAUGGAGCUCGACGAGGAGGCUCCUGAUCCGAGUAGUAGUUUGGAGGCCACGCAGAUGAUCACAGAGCCGCCGAUCGCUGAGCAGAAGGCUUUCAAGGAGAUCGCUGAGCAGCCGCUUGGUGGUGUGGCUACCCUGGGGUCCGAGCAGAAGGCUUUCGAGAAGAUCGCUGAGCAGCCUGGUGGUGUGGCUCCUGUGGGGUCCGAGCAGAAGGCUUUCGAGAAGAUCGCUGAGCAGCAGCCUGGUGGUGUGGCUCCUGUGGGGUCCGAGCAGAAGGCUUUCGAGAAGGUCGCUGAGCAGCAGCCUGGUGGUGUGGCUACCCUGGGGUCCGAGCAGAAGGCCAUCGAGAAGAUCGCUGAGCAGCAGCCUGGUGGUGUGGCUCCUGUGGGGUCCGAGCAGAAGGCCAUCGAGAAGAUCGCUGAGCAGCAGCCUGGUGGUGGGGCUCCUGUGGGGUCCGAGCAGAAGGCCAUCGAGAAGAUCACUGAGCAGCAGUCUGGUGGGGCUCCUGUGGGGUCUGAGCAGAAGGCCAUCGAGAAGAUCACUGAGCAGCAGCCUGGUGGGGCGGCUGGGUCCGAGCAGAAGGCCAUCGAGAAGAUCACUGAGCAGCAGCCUGGUGGGGCGGCUGGGUCCGAGCAGAAGGCCAUCGAGAAGAUCAUUGAGCAGCCUGGCGCCGUGGCCCCUGUCAUGUCCGAGCAGAACCCCGAGAAGAUCGCUGUGAUGUCCGAGCAGGUGGAGCGGAGCUCGAAUUCCGAAGACAAGCAGCUGAUGGUGGUUGCUGAUGAGGAUGCUGACGGUGCGAAGUCAAAGCCCAAGCAGGCGACAUCAGGUGCUGUGCGAUUCGCUGUGGAGAACCCGCAGCUUCUGCACCAGUUUGAGUUCAAGGAGACAGCUUUUGCGAUUGUUUCCUUUUUUCUAUUCAGUUGUAAUAGCAUAGCCCGGAAGGAGGGGGUUAUGGCGCUGAAGCCGGGCGAGACGGAGCACGACCGGGACUGCAGGUUGGCCCACAACCUGUAUGUUCGCUGCAUGAAGUCCCUGAAGAGUCCGAACUGCCCGCCGUCGGUGGCAGAGAUGUCGCAGAAGGAGAACACCUUAUCUUAA
Molecule: messenger RNA, 1161 nt
Organism: Symbiodinium sp. CCMP2592
Lineage: Eukaryota; Dinophyceae; Suessiales; Symbiodiniaceae
Source: the annotation of a GenBank genome assembly